UAUAUGCAUACAUGUACUGCAUCUAAUCCUUUCUCAAAAAUUGGAAUAUUGGAAAACAAAAUUGAAGGAAUACGGACUGCUUCUGUAAAAGACACUUUCAAUUCUCAUGGACGAGCUGACGUUCACAGUUUCUCCAAAUACGUCAUCAUUAUUGAAUUAUAGCAAUGCUACAUUUCAACCAGCACUAGAAACUUUUUCUGAUUCUUCGUGGGGCUUGUCAAUUACAAUCAUUUCUACAAUCCUCCUUGUUAUCGGAGUGGCCGGUAAUACUAUUAUAAUUAUUCUUGUAUCAACAAGGAAGGAACUUCGAACACCGACAUUCACGGCAAUAGCUUGUCUCUCCGUAGCUGAUUUGCUAUGUUUGUGUUCGCGUUACGUGUACACGAUUAACGCUAUAAAACAUUUUAUGGAAUACCAAGCUUGGAGUAUGUACGGAACAGUAACGUUUUAUUUUUUACACAGUGCGAACUUUCAUAUUAUGUUAAUUGCAUAUUUACGUUAUGUAUUUAUUACUAAGCCUUUGCGAAGUGUGAACAUCACCACAAAAAGCGUAUUAAAAAUGUCGGGAGGAGUGUGGUUUGCAGGAAUACUAACAGGAUCUCUAUACUGCCUAACAAUUGUGUUGGAACUGUAUGAGAAUAUCACUGUCGAGCAUAGUUCUGUUUUGCAAGUAAUAUUCUAUAUAUAUGUCACAUUUGUACCAUUUUUACUCAUUGUGGUUUUGCACAUUAUCAAAAUUUUCAAACUAAACAAGAUGGGGCAUUUGUCAACAGGAAAACACUUAUCAAUUUCAAGAAAAAUGUCCCUGAUGCUUUUUAUAGUCAUUUUGAUCUAUAUAUUGAGUACCACUCCAAUGUUGGCAACUAUGAUUCUGUAUUUAAUAUGUAUGUCAAUAGAUUACAGGCUCGCUGUAUGUCAGAUUUCUUUUUUUUAUUACACUGUAUCAGUUGUGUCAUUAUGUUUGCUUUUGAACAAUGCUGUUAAUCCAUUAGUUUACUUUUUCUUUUCUCCCCCAAGUCUUAAAGUCCUUCGCAGAAUCAAGCAAUGCUGCACAAAGUCUUAAACAACUACUAAUUCAACAGAGGCUAUGUUCAACAAAUAUAUGACUGACUUGGAAUCAGGUCCUUCAUUGGUUCAUGUAAUGUUAGAUAUCAAA
Messenger RNA from Ostrea edulis (European flat oyster), 1156 nucleotides. RefSeq names its product thyrotropin-releasing hormone receptor-like. NCBI's taxonomy places the organism in Eukaryota, Metazoa, Mollusca, Bivalvia, Ostreida, Ostreidae. Gene Ontology annotation, cellular component: membrane. The coding region runs from base 107 to 1063 and encodes 318 amino acids. Gene Ontology annotation, molecular function: G protein-coupled receptor activity. Gene Ontology annotation, biological process: G protein-coupled receptor signaling pathway. The transcript has 2 exons. The record is from RefSeq and is a predicted model, not a curated record.